AUGCCAUUUUACAACCGGGCAGUGGAACCCAUGCGUUUGACAAAGUUGAACGUUGAGGAUGGUGAAGUUGCUGCGCUUGGUGGUAGAGAUGGCUCCCUCAACUGGGUGGAUACAUUUCAGAAGACAGCGCUUGACUCUCUGGAAAAGACCUGCUGCCACGUAUUAGCUAACGUACUCCGGCAACUUUCAGACUUAUCACGAAACGCAAGUAAUAUAUUUUUCGAGAUAGAGACAGAAGCAGACUUGAUAACCGAAAGAUCCUCCAGAAUACAGCUCCGCGUGGAAACUUUACAGCGCACCUAUCGCAGGCGCAUGCGUGCCAAAAUUCCUGUGUCGAGCCUGGAUGAGGAGAGCAGAUGGACUGUGCACUAUGCUGCCCCCUGGAGGGAGCAGGAGGAUCUGCUCCUGCCCGGGACGCGGCCCACCUGCGUGGAGGAACUGCAUCGCCAGGCCAAGCUCAACCUGAAGCCCAACAUCUCAGAUUGUGACAAGCUGAGCAGGGAUUGGUGGCGCAGCUCGUGGUACUGCCCCCAGCACUCAACUCUUUCCACCUAUUCCCUCCAAUCACACGGCGCCUCACAACAAGACUAUGAGGAAGUCAAGAAGCCCACAGGGAGCUCUGCAGAGGAGCAUCUGGAGUUCCUCCCCCGGCCGCAAACCCCCCCGGGCGAAGAGAGUGAUGACCCCGCCCACACGGCCUGGAGCCACGCCCUCCCACUGCCCACGCCCGAGGAGAGGAUGAGACAGCAAGCCCUGGCCAUCACCGCCCACAUCGUGCCCAUCGACAUCACAGGGGAGACGUUCGACCGGCAGGCCAGCGUUCGCCGCUCCAUGGUUUCCAUGGUUACCUCGGAUACCACGGACAGGUGGAGGCAGACGACGCCCGGAGUCCCGCGCGACAUCCAGCAAGAAGCUGGGCAGGCUCAACUUCCUGGCCACUCAUCCUACGCCUGCAGCGUGACGUCAUCGCCCGGCCCCCCGCCAACGUGCAACUCCAGCUGCCAGACGGAGGAUGAGGAGGAGGAGGAGGAGGAGGAGGGAAGGAGGGAUGAAGCGGAGGAGAGGACCCUGCCUCCGUCCGCACGCAGGAUACGCGCUCAGAGAGGGCAGGGCGUCUCGGCGCUCCUGUCCAACAUGUCCGCCUCCUGGUCCGGCGACAUCUCUGGCAGCGGCGCGCGCCCCGCGGAGCCGCUGUACCACAGCCUGCCUCGCCUGCACGCCUCCGCACGCACCGAGCCCCGCCACAACAGCGCCCCCUGCUGCCCGGAGGACCAACAUGCAGGCACGCUCCAGACCGGCCACCAGAGCCAGCAAGCUUCCUCCCCUCCCACCGCCAACCCCCCGCCGCCCGAGUCACGGCCCCCGCCCGGCAACCCAGCAUGCCGAGCUGCGGUGCCCCGCAGCGAGUCCAGCCAAUCGGACGCGAGCAGCGCCGUGACUGCAGACCAAUGGGAGUAUGAGUACGAGGCCCUUCCCAGCAGCCCCCUCUCGUCCCGCUGCUCCAGCCCGGCGGGCUGCCGGUCGCUGGGCUCCGCGGGCGGGGCGCGGUCUCAGAGCCACGGCAGCAUCGGGCCGAAGCGGGCUGUGUACCGGUGCUGGCAGCACCACAGCGAGAGGUCCGGCCUGGCCGCCGGCCGGCCCAUGUGCCGCAGCAUCUCCCUCCGCAAGGCCAAGAGGCCGCCAGCCCCCCCGGCCCGCUCCGACUCCCUGCCCUCCACUGCCACGCCCGCUGCCACGCCCACUGCCACGUCCGCUGCCACGCCCUUCACCAGCGCCCCGCACGGCCACGCCUCCUGCAAGGACCUCUGGGUGCUACGCAACCCUGCCCACGCCACACCCCCACAUAGCCCUGCCCAUACCACACCCCCACACAGCCCCGCCCACGCCACACCCCCACAUAGCCCCGCCUACGCCACACCCCCUCAGAGCCCCGCCCAUACCACACCCCCACAUUCCUGGAGCUCCACAGAGUCUCUCCCAGGAGUUUCUAUGGUUACCGCUUCCUCCAAUAGUGUGCCGGCUUCCCCCCCUCCCUCCAUUGGCUGCUCCGCCCAGUUCCACCUGAAACCCUUCACCCUCUCCCAGGGCAGGGUCAAGCCCUCAGUACCUGAGAGGAAGUCUUCCUUAUUGGCCUCCAAACCAGCUCCGCCAUCCCCACCUCCUCUUCCUCCACGCCUGCCCCUUCUCCCUACACCACCCCCCCUGCCCCACCACACCUCCACCUGCUCAAGACACACAUCUCUUACAUCACUUACUCCUAACCCUCCCCCCCCUGUUUGCACUGCGGGGCAGAAUGCCCCCUCUACCCCUGAGAAGAAUCUCCCAAACUCUGUCUCUCUGCUCCCCCUCACCUCUACGCCUCGCAGUGUUCGCGCCCCACCCUCGCCCGUCCCUCUGAAGGGCCUGAGGGAGAUCGGUGAUGCAGAUAAGGGCAUGUGCAGCCUGGGCCCCUCCCCACCCCGAUUCACCACCCCCAUCCUGCAGGUGCUACAGGUGAAACCAAUUCGCUGGGCACCUGCCGGGCUACUACUGCAAGAAGCAGCGCAACAGCGCACCACAUACACACACAAACACACACUCGGACCUGCAUACGAACACACUCCCACACCUGCAUACACACACGAACACACACUCGGGCCUGCAUACGAACACACACCCACACCUGCAUACACACAUGAACACACACUCACAGACUCGGGCAUAAACCCGGACAGCUCUUACCCCCUGCCGAUUUCUGAUGUGAAAACCCAGACGGUGGCAGACCUCCCCUCUGGAAGGCCUGAGGCCUUUCCUGCUGCCAAUCUAAUAAUGCACAACCAAUCAGGCCCGGCGGCCCAGGACCAGGCCCCGCCCCCCACCAGCCCCGCAGCCCCGCCUCACAUCCUCACCGAGAGGCCCAGAGGAUGGGCCCCACUGAAGCCUGUGACAGAGGGAGGGGCCCACACCCUGGGCGCAAACACUGUGCAGUGGGGCGGUAUGGAGCAACAGGCCCCAGGGGAGAACUCCAGAGAUUGGGGCAGUAUGGAGCAACAGGCCCCAGGGGAGAACUCCAGAGAUUGGGGCAGUAUGGAGCAACAGGCCCCAGGGGGGAACUCCAGGGAUUGGGGCAGUAUGGAGCAGCAGGCCCCAGGGGAGAACUCCAGGGAUUGGGGCAGUAUGGAGCCACAGGCCCCAUGGGGGAACUCCAGGGAGUGGGGCAGUAUGGAGGUGGACAGUGAGUCUGGAGGCUCCACCCCACUGAACUGCAGUAGAGAGUCGCUGGUCAGUGAGAUCUCCACCAGAAGCCUGGAGGAGCUCCAGUUCCCUGCCCUCUCCAUCGAGGAGCGAGAGCUUCCCCCGUACCCCUGCGGCUCCGGGGCGGCCGGAGACACGGACUCCGACAGCAGUGCUACAGGAUCCGUCAGCUCCAUGGACGAAAGGAAUGCUGAUGUGUUUGAAGAGAUGCUGGAGGAGCUUCUGACCCCCAUGCCCCCCCGUACCACUGAAGACCUCUUUGUUGCCAUUCACAGGUCGAAGAGGAAGGUUCUGGGCUGGAGGUGUGAGGAGGAGCGUGUGGCCGGCCCCUCCCCCGCCGGCCCGUCGUUGCGCAGCCUGCGCAGAUGUGCGUCCAGCUGCGCCGGCUUCAAGGCCCUGCUCCUGCGCAAGGGCAGCCGGAGCGACCGGGCCUCCCGCCUGUCCGCCGCAGAGAUCCUCCGGCGCUCCGCCCCCCGCUACCAGCUCAGCCAAUCACAGGCCGCCGCCCCGCCCCCCGGCACCAGGGCCGCCCGAUUGGCGGGGGAGCCCCACACGCCGCCCCCUGCUGGCCGCAGGAGGCACUGCAGCCGCUUCCGCCUCGUCAGCCUGAGCCUGAUCCCAGAAUGCACUGCUCUGGAGGAGACACACCCCCUCUGGGGACACGCCGCCUAUGAAGACACGCCCUCUCUGCAGACAUGCCCCCUCUCCCUGGCCCCGCCCCCAUGGGGGGAGGGGGGAAACUGGGCUGAUGCCCUACCCCCCUCCGCAGGAGACCCCAGACUGGAGCACUGGAUCCUGUGA
Messenger RNA from Conger conger (European conger), 4035 nucleotides. Its product is annotated as NHS-like protein 1. The transcript is spliced from 9 exons. NCBI's taxonomy places the organism in Eukaryota, Metazoa, Chordata, Actinopteri, Anguilliformes, Congridae. Gene Ontology annotation, biological process: cell differentiation. Bases 1 to 4035 code for a protein of 1344 amino acids. The record is from RefSeq and is a predicted model, not a curated record.